Staurois parvus is the source of this 301-nucleotide messenger RNA. The record is from the annotation of a GenBank genome assembly. Lineage: Eukaryota; Metazoa; Chordata; Amphibia; Anura; Ranidae.
UACCAAGAGCGGUAACCCCGAGCUACGCUCGGGCUUACCAUGCGGCGUUGCUCAGGGAGUCCCUGCAGCACUUACCUUGUCCUUCACUCCCACGAUGUGUCCCCUGCAGCGUCCCCGGCCAUCUCCUCUGGCCGAUGCCGGCAUCCGGCUUCCGUGUUCCAGUCCCUGUGACGUCGGGACGUACGGGCGCCGGAACAGGCGGCAAAUUUUAAAUUUUUAAAAAAUGUCAUUUUUUUAAAAUGAUUAUUUUGUCCCUACUGCUUUGUCCUGUGCCCUGCCUGCAUUUUCACUGUUCUUUCUG